Molecule: messenger RNA, 1667 nt
Organism: Hippopotamus amphibius kiboko
Lineage: Eukaryota; Metazoa; Chordata; Mammalia; Artiodactyla; Hippopotamidae
Gene: SBDS
Product: SBDS ribosome maturation factor
Exons: 5
Coding region: 242-994 (250 amino acids)
Biological process (GO): cytosolic ribosome assembly; ribosome biogenesis
Source: RefSeq, a predicted model, not a curated record
GCAGUGCGCAGGCGUCAUUGCCCUCCCUUCCUCGCCCGCUUUCCGCAACACCUGACGUCUGCGCACGAAGUUGGGUGGGUGUAUUGUGGCUGCCGAACUGGUCCCGGCGCCGCGCGGUCUGCGGGCGUUCCUGUGGCGCGCGCCGCCGCCGGGUGGUCGCAUCGAGGUGCAGGCAGGCCUCAGGCCGGCGGCGCGGCUGUGCCUCGUGGUUCACCGGACCCGAGGUCCGUGAGCCGCCGCGAUGUCGAUCUUCACCCCCACCAACCAGAUCCGCCUGACCAAUGUGGCCGUAGUACGGAUGAAGCGAGCCGGGAAGCGCUUCGAAAUCGCUUGCUACAAAAACAAGGUCGUGGGCUGGCGGAGCGGCGUGGAAAAAGACCUUGAUGAAGUUCUGCAGACCCACUCGGUGUUUGUAAAUGUCUCUAAAGGUCAGGUUGCAAAGAAGGAAGAUCUCAUCAGUGCAUUUGGAACAGAUGACCAGACGGAAAUCUGUAAGCAGAUUUUGAAUAAAGGAGAGGUUCAAGUGUCAGAUAAAGAACGGCACACACAGCUGGAGCAGAUGUUUAGGGACAUUGCAACUAUUGUGGCUGACAAAUGUGUGAACCCUGAAACAAAGAGACCGUACACCGUUAUCCUUAUUGAGAGAGCCAUGAAGGACAUCCACUAUUCGGUCAAACCCAACAAGAGUACAAAACAGCAGGCUUUGGAAGUGAUAAAGCAGUUAAAGGAGAACAUGAAGAUAGAACGCGCUCACAUGAGACUUCGGUUCAUUCUUCCAGUGAAUGAAGGGAAGAAGCUGAAAGAAAAACUCAAGCCCCUGAUCAAGGUUAUAGAAAGUGAAGACUACGGUCAACAGUUAGAAAUUGUGUGUCUCAUUGACCCCGGCUGCUUCCGAGAAAUCGAUGAGCUCAUAAAAAAGGAGACAAAAGGCAAAGGCUCUUUGGAAGUACUCAAUCUGAAAGACGUGGAGGAAGGGGAUGAGAAAUUUGAGUGACAGUCGUCAGUCUCUUCAGCUGUCAAACACUAAAGCGUUUUCAUUUCCCACGACCCUGUUUUUUUUCUGUAAUCUGCCAAGUACUUGCUCAGACAAGUUGACAUUUUCCAUCUUUGUGGCAAACGUGUGCACAAAAAGACUUAACUAAGUAAGUAUUACAAUGUGGGAUUAAUUUAGUUUUAAUUAUAAAAUGGGGUUUUAGGCAGAAGUAUUCAAGAUACAAAGGCCAGAGUAGCAUUUUGUUAUUGCCUUAUGCCUUUGUAGCUUUCCAGGAUGAAAGUUAUUUAAAACAACUCUUGUGGAUAAGAAGUAAAUUUUGUACGUUAUAAGAAAAUAACUUUGGGAGGAUAUAUCUGUAUGAUAGAAAGGGAGGAUUUGCCAGAAAAGAAAACAUAUACUGUCUUAUUUCUACUUAGUGAAAUGUGUGUAUGGGGUAACUGUGUCGUGACCUAGUAUAAACUUGGAUGGUGACUUCCUGAUUUUCUGAAAAAUAGGAAUAUGAUGACUGUGCAGGACUUCAGUAAUAUUCAUCAAAUAUGCUGCCAUAACCUAGAUUAUUCUUGGUGGAAAAAUAAAUAAAUAGUCAUUUAUUUCUAAUUCUUCAAGUUUAUAAUAUAUAUUACUAGAGCUGAAAAUUAUGUAAUCAAUAAAACCACUGUUUAUUUUUGUUGAA